GUAUAUCCUACAUCCGGUCCAAUUAAUUUAAAAGCCCAAUAACAGAUAUAGCCCAUAACAAAAGUGGUCCAUAAUUUUACUGGGUAAAGUCACAACUGAAACAGAUUAAUACAAAAAUGAAAAAGUAACUUCUUCUCUCAAAAAUUGAACUGCAUUCUGAACAUCUGUUCACAAAAUGACGAUAGCAUUCAUUGCCGCUUUAUUUAAGCUCGAAAAAUGAGGACAAUUGGUAAACUUUUUGGUGGAGUUGUGCAGUUAUUGCUGGAGUUUUUGGUGGAGUUGGCGAGCAACCGGAAGAGUUUGAGCAUCAGCUUGUUCGUGUUUGAGCAUUGAAAACAGGGAUGGACUUGGUAAGCGAGUAUCAAAUGAUGUUAAACGCAGAAGAGCAUGAAAAUGCAGAAGCAUCUGAGAGGAUUUUAGAUGUAAGGCCAAUAAGUGAGAUCCCGAUGUUACGUGGAAAGCCAAAAAGGGAAUUAAAAAGGGCUUCCAAAGUUCAAGAGAAGAAGCAGAAGAUAAAACCAGUUAGAGUAAUGAACAAAGCUGCAAAGGACCUGAUAAAAGAGCAACAAAAUGAGGGGAUAAUGAAUGUGGAAGAAAUAAUUGAGCAUGAUACGGAAGCAACUGAGCAACAUAAGGGUCAGAAUGAGCAAAAUCACAAUGUUGAAAUAGCUCUAAAAGUUGAUGUGGAAAGGAAUAAUGUAUUUCAAGAAGAUGAUGGUUCCAGUCAGCCAGAGCAGCGUGAAGCAGAAGAAAAUGAAAUGUGGAAGAAUCACAUAAAGGUGAUGUUGAAAGCGAUAAUGUAUUGCAAGAAGUUGUUGAUAACAGUAAGCCAGAUGAGCAUCAUGCAGCUGAAACUGAGCAACAUAUGACUCAGAAUGAGCAAAAUGAGAAUGUUGAAGCAGCAAAAGAGGGUGGUUUGCAGAAAAAGAAAGUGGAGGGCAAGAAAAGAAAGAGAAAAAAUUCAAAACAAAGCGGAGAGCAAGAAACUUCAAACAAAUAGACUGAGUGUGAGGAUGAGACAGCAAAGAAGAGAAUAACAAGAUCAACCACAGGAGAAAAAACUAAAAAGAAGAUAGUUGGAGUUAAGAAAAAGAAGAAAGAAGAUGAUGUAAGAAAGAAAGGAAAAUGUGUUGCAGAGUCAUCAAAGGUGGAGAAAAAGAAGUCAAAGAAGAAGAAACUUGAACAAGAAGAACUAGAGGACGAGCACGAGGAGGCAGAAAUGGAAGAAAACGAUAAAUUUCCGAAGCUCUAGACUAGAAUGUCUCCAAGAAGUAUAACUGAAAUAAUGACAACACUGAGUGAAGAACAAAAGACAGAGGUGGUGGAGAUGAGAUUUGGUCCAUUAUUUCACGUUCAAAUCAAGCAAUUGCCGAUGCAGUUGGCAUAUUGGGCAGUUGAGAAGUUUGAUAGCAGAAGUGUGUCUCUUGUUCUGCCGAACAAUGAGAAAUUGAGGAUAAAUGAAGAUGCAGUGCACUUCACAUUGGGGUUUCCAAAAGAAAACUUGAAUGUGAAGAAUUUGAUUGACAAUCAAGCUGAAAAUACAUCACAAAUGGUGGCUGAUUGGAGAUCCCAAUUUGAGACAGAAAAUGGAGUUGUGAGGACUGGUCAAUUGAGGAAGGUCUUAGAAGAAGACAAAAGAGGUGGAGGCUGGUUUAAGAAGAAUUUUUGGUUCUCCUUGUAACAUGUCUGAUUGAAGGUAAGCAAAAUUGCUUUGCAAAUCAAAGCAUUCUGAAGGCUUAAAAGGAUGAUUCGAAAAUUCCAAAUCUGAAUUGGUGUGGAUAUGCAUUGGAAACUUUAAUUGAAGCAAAGGACUAUUGGAGCAAGAAUAGAACAACACAAUUCCCUGGGCCUCUAUUGUUUCUGAUUAUGUUCUAUGUUGACAAUGCUGUGUUCAAAGGAAGAAAAGUGCAAAGAGGAUUGUCAUCUAUCAUUGGAUGGACAACACAAAAACUGAACAAAAGAGAAGGAAGAAAUUGAAAGUGGAGGUUUCGGAUUUGGAUAUGUAGAUGAAGUUAACGAAGGAGAACUGACAGUUCCAAAAGUGAUAAGAAAUGAACAAGAAGUUGAAAGGGCAAUUGAGGGAGACAUCAAUCAGCAUCCAAAGAAGCUAAGACUUUGGCAAAAAGCAUUGCAAGUUUUGAUGAGAAGUUCCAAGAGACUGCAAAGAUGUUGCGAGAUGAUGAGACAAUGAAGGCUUUGAUGGGAAAAGUACAUGGGCUUUUCAACACAUAUUCCUUUGAAAAGGAGAAAAAAGAAGAAGCUGAAACUGAAGUAUCGUUGACUCCGGAUGAUGGAUUCUGGACGGAAGAAGUGGUCAAAGCAAUUGAAGCAAUUGAAAUGGCUCAGAACAAAAGAGUUGAGCGGCCAACUUUUACACAGUACGAAAAGCCAAUCUUCAAGUUGUUGUCGCAGGAGUCAAAUGAAAUGGAAAAUAGAGAUGAGGAUGAUGUUGAGCAUGUUAAUGAAGAUUUUGAGCACUUUGGAAAUGGUAUUGAGAAUACAGAGGAUGGUAACGGUGAGCAAAUGUACGAAGAUAAUGAGAAUGAAGAGCAUGCUAAUGAGGAUGAACAGGAUGCUGAAAACGAAGAAGGCGAAGAAGAGAGAGACAGAAGGUAUAAAAAGGGUAAACAAGUUGCACAAGAGCAAGUUGACCCAAAAGAAAACAAAGUGAAAAGAUAAAAAAGAGAAACAGUACCAACAACUGCUUUGAAGUCACCAUACAUGAACAGUUUCAUAGACGCAAAGACAAUGUUUGACAGUGAAGAAAGAUUAGUUGCAGGUUUUGUGUUUCAUGAUCAUUGUGACAAGAACAGUGUUGUGUUGUUCAAGAAUCACUACUUAACCCUUUCCAAAGUUCAAUUGGAAACAUUGCAGAGCAACUUGAAAGUUGAUGUAGAAGUGAUAGAUGUAUGGGCUAUGAUGCUUAACCAUAAUGAAAAGUUGAAAAGUGAUGGAGCUAAAAGUAGACUGCUUUUCUCAACAAAACCAUGUCAAGUGCUAGAUCAAAAUCAUGUGAGUGCUCCACAAACAAGGAACAAAAGGUUUCUUUCAGCUAUUGCUAUGAAAUUUCCCAAGGCAGAUGUCAGUAAGUUGAGAAUAGCAGACAUAUUCAUCUUCCCAGAUCAACAGAACGGGUGCUACUACUUGAUGUGUUUUGACUUGAAGAACAUGAAGUUCUACAUUAUUGAUAGUAGCGAUGGAGAUAUAUGUAUUGGAGUGAAGUACUUGUUUCAACCAAGUUACCUGAAAAAUGGAUUUGUGAAAUGGCUUCCACAAGAAAGGCACCCAAAGGCAGAUCAGGUUGUGAAGCUGAAGCAGAAUUUGUCAAAAUGCAUUGGAGAAAUAACAAAAACAGAACCAAUGAAGGAGUGUAUUUGAUGAGGCAUGUGGAAACAUUUGGUGGCGACACAGCAUGGGAGUAUGGUCUAGACAAAGAAAAUGAAAAUGCAAUUGAGAUACUGAGGAUUAAGUAUUUGCAUGCCAUACUCACAUUUGAGAAGAAUUAAAUCAAGAAGGAGGUGAUGGAACAAGUGAAGAAACAAAAUGUGCUUAUCUA
This is a messenger RNA of Cuscuta europaea, 3556 nucleotides long. Lineage: Eukaryota; Viridiplantae; Streptophyta; Magnoliopsida; Solanales; Convolvulaceae. The record is from the annotation of a GenBank genome assembly.